AUGUCAGACUCGGACUUGCUACUAACUCCGAAGAAUAGAACUGACUCGGACUUGGACUUGCUCCUGUCUGGGAAUAAAGACUCGGACUUGGACUCGCCAGUCUUGGCAAUUUUACCAAGAGGUCCAAACGGCCAUUUGGCUGCACCGGCCUCUCCGCGUAAAGUCACUGAGUUACCGGAGCAUCAGCCCGUACCAGAGCCAAGUGACGUAGACUUCGAGGAUCCUAUUCUACAACAGGAAGACGAGAACUGGGAGCAAGCACGGGAAGCGGACUACUCGCAACCAAUGGGUGAGAACAAGCACAGAUGGUGGAAGGUCACCUGGUUCCCGGACUUCAUUGAAACAGAUAUGACAAGGAACAAGAUAAUGCAGUUCGUGGAUCACAUGAAGUACAUAAUGCAGAAGCUCCUGCUAUUAACCAAUAUUAUAUGCUGUAUAAUUGGCAUAGAAAUAUGCCCAAAAACAGGCAAGCUACAUACACAUAUAUUACUGGGAUUUAAGGACUCGGUGCGCUACAAAACUAUAAAAAAUAUUCUGCAGUACGCACAGAUUCGACAUCUCCUAACUGAUCAAGCAAUACUCUUCUGGUAUGACUACGUAGUCAAAGCAUUCUCAAAAAUUGAUCAUCCGAGUCGAGUGAUGAUGUGGGGCGCAGACGAAAUAGCGAAGAGAAGAGCAAAGGUACAAAGAUCGCAAAAAAGAUCGCACCGCGAAAUGUUCUUCGACAAUCAAAGAGCGAUUGAAGAAGGAAGAUUCGACGAUAUUGAUCCAUUAUUUCGAUUUGACCAUAUGAGCAAGAUAAACCAAUGGUAUGUCAACCACCAUCAACCUGCAGCGCCACUGGAUUACGACAGACUUGUAUUUAUCUGGGGAAGACCCGGAGUAGGUAAAACAAGUUUAUUUUCAAGAAAUAUGGAUCCCAGCGUAAUCUACUGGAAGAAUCCGGAAGUGAAAUGGUGGCUGGGAUACAAGGAUCAACCAAUCGUCAUUAUUGACGAAAUUGUACCGGAGACAUUCAGGGCACGCCAUAUCAAUUGGAAUUUAUUAGGAGAUCGAACGGAAAUAUUCGUGGAGAUCAAGGGAGGACAAGUACUAUUAAAAGCGAAAUGGAUCAUCGUGAUCUCCAACUACUCUCUAGACGAGCUCUGCAGCUAUCCAAGGAGAGGACUGAACGAAACAAUGAAGCAUACGUUCAAACGAAGAUGCGGCAAUGAUGAAGAGGGCUACAGAAUGUACAAGUUCCCGAGCGAACCUAGAGCUAAUAACGGCGACCGUUGGGAGGUCAGCAGAAGAGUGAAAGAAAUCUGGAAAGGCUGGUAUUCCUAUAUUAGACCGUAUUUCAGAGAUCUACUGCCGGAAGACGAACUACAGGAUCAAAUUGACACGGAAUAA
Molecule: messenger RNA, 1392 nt
Organism: Blastocystis hominis
Lineage: Eukaryota; Bigyra; Opalinata; Blastocystidae
Exons: 1
Coding region: 1-1392 (463 amino acids)
Molecular function (GO): RNA binding; RNA helicase activity
Source: RefSeq, a predicted model, not a curated record